Glossina fuscipes is the source of this 1993-nucleotide messenger RNA. Its product is annotated as heterogeneous nuclear ribonucleoprotein A1-like. The transcript has 5 exons. NCBI's taxonomy places the organism in Eukaryota, Metazoa, Arthropoda, Insecta, Diptera, Glossinidae. Bases 126 to 1280 code for a protein of 384 amino acids. Gene Ontology annotation, molecular function: RNA binding. The record is from RefSeq and is a predicted model, not a curated record.
UUCUAGUUCUACGAAGCACAUUGAAGCAUCGUUUGCUUGUGAGGUUUACUUAGAAGAAAAAAAGAGAACUUAGAUUUUAGUAAAGUUUUCAAGUUGAAAGUGCUAAUAUUUAAUUAAUAAUAAAAAUGAAAGACGAACAAAAUGAGAAUGAUAGUCAAAAUGGAAAUAAUUCCCAAGACAGCGAUGAUGAGCAAAUUACUGAACCAGAACAUUUACGUAAAUUAUUUAUUGGCGGCUUAGAUUAUCGUACAACUGAUGAUGGAUUAAAAUCGCAUUUUGAAAAAUGGGGUAAAAUUGUAGAUGUUGUUGUGAUGAAAGAUCCACGCACAAAAAGAUCGCGUGGUUUUGGUUUCAUUACAUAUUCCAAGUCAUUAAUGAUUGAUGACGCCCAAAAUGCCCGCCCACACAAGAUAGAUGGUCGCGUUGUUGAGCCAAAACGUGCCGUACCGCGUCAAGAUAUAGACAACCCUCAUGCGGGCGCUACUGUGAAAAAAUUAUUCGUAGGUGGGCUUAAGGAUGAACAUGAUGAACAAUGUCUAAGAGAUUAUUUUUGCAAGUACGGCAAUAUCGUGGAAGUAAAUAUUGUUAUGGACAAGGAUACGGGUAAAAAACGUGGUUUUGCUUUUGUUGAAUACGACGACUACGAUCCUGUUGAUAAAAUAGUCUUGCAAAAAACUCACGUUAUUAAGGGAAAGACUUUAGAUGUGAAAAAAGCUUUGCCCAGGCAGGAUAUGAAUCGUCAAGGCGGUGGAGGUGGAGGUGGCCGGGGCGGUAAUAUGGGCCGUGGAAGCAACAUGGGCGGUGGUAACAUGAUGGGUAAUCAAGGUAGCAUGGGUGGCGGUUGGGGGAAUAACCGCGGCAGCAAUGACAAUUGGGGUGGUAAUUUCAAUAGCGGCGGUGGCGGCGGCGGCGGCGGUAGCAGUUAUAAUAAUGGUAAUGGUGGAUGGGGUGGUAACAAUAUGGGCCCUUGGGAUAACGGAAACGGUAACUGGAAUAGUAGCGGCGGGGGCAGCUUUGGUGGCCCAAAUAAUGGGUCCGGCAACAGCGGCAAUUGGGGAAAUAACGAUUUUGGCUGCGGCUAUCAACAAAGUUACAGUGGCGGACCUCAACGGAGCGGCGGCAACUUUCCUAAUAAUCGCAUGCAACCUUAUAACAGCGGCAACUUUGGCGGCAGUAAGGGUAAUACUGGUAACUUUGGUGGUAACAACCCAGGCUACAACAGUAGUGGUUCUAUGGGAAGUGGUGGUGGCGGUGGUGGUAAUAACAACCGAAGGUAUUAAAAAAAAAGGUGAUCAUUUUGAACCAGUUAAAACAGAUCUAUAUUCAAAGUCAAUAUCAAACAAUCAAUAAGUGAAGCAAGCAAUGUUGUAAAAUGUAAGGCCCUACACUCCCUCCAAAUCAAUCAAUCAAUCAAUCAAUCAAUCAAUCAAUCAAUCAAAAAAAAGAAAUAAUAUAAUAAACUAAACUACCAGAUCAGUGUGCAACAAAAACAGUUCAGAGAGUUCUCGUUCUAAGUGAAAGAAAAGCAGAUAAAACAAAAGAGAGAGAGAGAGAGAAAGUAAAAAAAGGAAACCGCAGUGUCAGAAUCUAUAUUAAAUGUAAGCAUUGACAGUUUGCUUGAGAGAGGACGCGCAGAGAGACAGAGAGAGAGAGAGAGAGAAAGAUAAAAACACAGGUGAUGAUGUUAUGUGUGAUAUAUUAAGGCCAGCUCUGAAAUGUGUAUGGUAAAGUAAACAGAAGAGACAGGAAGAGGACAGAGAGAGAGAGAGAGAGAGUGAGAGAGAAAUGUGAUAAUAUGACCCCAGAACAGAAGAAGAGAAGAUCAAACAAUGCAUUAUACGAUUAAUUAAUAAGAAGAACAGAAACAGAAGAUCUACCAGAAAAGUGUUCUAUGGAGGAGAGAAAAAAUAGACACAUAUUAUUGUAACAGAGAGAAUAUCACCAACCCCCCUUUCCCUCUCAUUCAGUUUACUUGACUGCAUACGCAUUCACG